UCUCUGCAGUCAACCAUGAAGAUGUACACCUUUGCCUUCCUGUGCGCUUGCGGUCUCCUGGCCUUGCAGGUGCCCAGCACCACCGCAGUGGCCGCCACUACUGAGGAGAUCGUGGAGAAGCACAACGCCCUGAGGAGAGGAGUCCAGCCGACCGCCAGCAACAUGCUGAAGAUGACAUGGAGCAGCGAGGCUGCAGCCCACGCUCAGCAAUGGGCCGACACCUGCUCCAUGAAGCACAGCACUGCAGCCUUCAGACAGAUCAGCACCAGUGACUGUGGUGAGAACCUCGCCAUGGCCAACUAUAAAAACAGCUGGACCAACUCCAUCCAGACCUGGUACAACGAGGUGCAGGACUGGAAGUACGGUGUCGGAUCCUACAACGGACGAGAUGUCGGACAUUACACCCAGGUUGUGUGGUACCGGUCCAACGUGAUCGGCUGUGGGAUGGCUUACUGCCCCAACUCCGAGAACUACUUCUUCGUCUGCCAUUACUGCCCAGCCGGGAACUACGGGUUUGCCGUGCCAUACAAUUCCGGACCCACUUGCGGAGAUUGUCCCAAUGACUGUGACGAUAAACUGUGCACCAACCCCUGUCCCCAUACUGAUCAGUACAGUAACUGUGCGGACCUGGCGCAGCAGUGGGGCUGCGGCCACACGCAGGUGGCCUCCUCGUGCCCAGCCACCUGCAAAUGCGCCAAUCUGAUCAAAUGAUCAUGGUGAAGAAUCACCCAUAAGAAGAGUUCUUCGAUUCCUAGCUAUGCUGUGAACCACGAUUAGCAUGGUCAAUGGAACCUCAUCCAUUUAGAUUGUGAUUUGGCCACAUGUUCAACCUUUUAAAUGAUUCUGAUAUGAUGAAAUUAUUAAAUAAAUUCAAAUGAAAUAAA
This is a messenger RNA of Gadus macrocephalus (Pacific cod), 884 nucleotides long. RefSeq names its product serotriflin-like. Gene Ontology annotation, cellular component: extracellular region. The transcript has 7 exons. The record is from RefSeq and is a predicted model, not a curated record. Lineage: Eukaryota; Metazoa; Chordata; Actinopteri; Gadiformes; Gadidae. Bases 16 to 711 code for a protein of 231 amino acids.